AACCUGGUUUGGGCCAAAGGAUUUGCUCUUUGUACUUAUGUGUCCCUAAAACCAAGUAUGAACAGCGAGGAAUGUUGUCACCGAGAACAGAAUGGAAAGGCCACAGCACCAACACAGGGAACGUGCCCUCCACCAUUCCUGGCAUGGUUGGGCCCAGCCUGCGCUGCCUCCACUUCAGUGUUCACGUUACCACCUCGGGGGAGUUCCGGCAGUAAAUAAGUCAAAUUUACAUCUAGUUAUGGCGUCAUAAAUGUAUCAUAUAGUGCCGCCUAGAAUUAUGAAAGCGCUAAAUCUCUCACCAAGAAACUGUUGUGAAAGUAUUGAACUUCCAAUAAAUGGGCCGCAAGCUGUGCACAAUACUACACAACCAUCGCCACCCCCUUGAAUCCUGUGGUUUCAUCACCGAUGCACUAUACAUUUACUGAACUAUGACGUGUGCCGUGUAUUCUUAUCACUAGCAAGGUGUCACGCAGGACAGCGGAAGUGGGGUGACGCAGGAGAGCAGGGAAAGUCUUGCACAGGGAUGGAGACGGAUACAUAUAUAUUGAGGCGAUGGCUGUCUCUCCGUCACACACUCUCGUGCAGUCACCAACCGCUUGUUGUUGCUGUGUCCUAGAAAAUCUGUGGAUCAUGAAGACUGCAGCGAGAGUGAGCCGCUCCCUCACACUGCUGGCCGUGUUGCUGCUGGUGGUCGUGUUCCUCACGGAUACCGCCGAGGCUCAAGAGCGCCGUAACGGGAGGGGAAGAGGCAGGGGCAAGGGCAGGGGCAACGGGGGAGGCAGGCUCAAAAAUAACAAACUUGAACAGUGUGUGUGUGGUGAGGUUGACGGUGACUCUGUCUGCAGCACGUGCUUCGAUGAAACGCGCACAAAUCCAGAUACUGCCACUUUAGCCUCCAUAAAGGAAUGCCUCACUGGUGAAGGGAUUAGUUUCAACGCGACUGCAGGGUGCCAUGGACGCUCGCGACGCCCACAGUAAUGAUAUCAUUGCCAAGACCAAAACAGAAACGGCUUCUGUUGUUGCUGCUGCUGCUGUUCUGGCGGCGCCACCACCACCACAGCAGCAACAUAGACAUGAGAAAACUUACAGUAAACGGAAACAGAUAUACGUCACUUCUCUUCCUCCUUCGUCACCACUUUCUACUACACCACCCCACCUCCACCAACAGACUGUACCCUACCACUUUCCCUAACGCCAUCUACAUCUGUCUGCAUGUCUGCCUGCCUCGCACCGUUCCCCUCAAUAAAGCAUCUCACACGU
Scylla paramamosain (green mud crab) is the source of this 1260-nucleotide messenger RNA. RefSeq lists its product as uncharacterized. NCBI's taxonomy places the organism in Eukaryota, Metazoa, Arthropoda, Malacostraca, Decapoda, Portunidae. The coding region runs from base 553 to 978 and encodes 141 amino acids. The transcript is spliced from 5 exons. The record is from RefSeq and is a predicted model, not a curated record.